Messenger RNA from Enhydra lutris kenyoni (northern sea otter), 1171 nucleotides. Its product is annotated as BMP and activin membrane bound inhibitor. The transcript has 3 exons. Gene Ontology annotation, biological process: positive regulation of canonical Wnt signaling pathway; transforming growth factor beta receptor signaling pathway; negative regulation of transforming growth factor beta receptor signaling pathway. Lineage: Eukaryota; Metazoa; Chordata; Mammalia; Carnivora; Mustelidae. The record is from RefSeq and is a predicted model, not a curated record. Gene Ontology annotation, molecular function: frizzled binding. The coding region runs from base 29 to 811 and encodes 260 amino acids.
AGUUGCGCCGCGGCCGUGGGGGGCGUCAAUGGAUCGCCAUUCCAGCUACAUCUUCAUCUGGCUGCAGCUCGAACUCUGCGCCAUGGCCGUGCUGCUCACCAAAGGUGAAAUCAGAUGCUACUGUGAUGCUGCUCACUGCGUGGCGACCGGCUAUAUGUGUAAAUCCGAGCUGAAUGCCUGCUUCUCCAGGCUUCUCGAUCCUCAGAACACAAACUCCCCGCUCACCCAUGGCUGCCUGGACUCUCUCGCAAGCACAGCAGACCUCUGCCAAGCCAAACAGGCCCGAAACCACUCUGGCACCGCCGUGCCCACAUUGGAAUGCUGUCACGAAGACAUGUGCAAUUACCGAGGGCUGCACGAUGUGCUCGCCCCUCCCAAGGGGGAAGCCUCAGGACAAGGAAACCGCUAUCAGCACGACGGCGGCAGGAACCUGAUCACCAAAGUGCAGGAGCUGACUUCCUCCAAAGAGCUGUGGUUCCGGGCGGCCGUGAUCGCCGUGCCCAUCGCCGGUGGCCUCAUUCUGGUGUUGCUGAUCAUGCUGGCCUUGAGGAUGCUCCGGAGUGAGAACAAGAGACUGCAGGAUCAGCGGCAGCAGAUGCUGUCCCGUUUGCACUACAGCUUCCACGGACACCAUUCCAAAAAGGGGCAGGUGGCCAAGUUAGACUUGGAGUGCAUGGUGCCCGUGAGCGGCCACGAGAACUGCUGUCUGACCUGUGACAAGAUGAGACAAGCGGACCUCAGCAACGACAAGAUCCUCUCACUCGUCCACUGGGGCAUGUACAGCGGGCACGGGAAGCUGGAGUUCGUAUGACGGGGUCUGACCCCAAAACGAAGUUCUUGGACGCUGGAAGGCUUGGGGUUCUGCUGGACAGGAGCACUUUAUCUGCAGAAAAAGGAACUCACCGAAUCACCUUUGAGAGACGGAAUGACCUCUGCAAACAGAAUCUUGGAUAUUUCUUCUGAAGGAUUAUUUGCACAGACUCUUAAAUACAGUCAAAUGUAUUAUUUGCUUUAAAAUUAUAAAAAGCAAAGAGAAGACUUCGUACACACUGUUACCAGGGUUUUGCAUCUGAGCGAGCUGGAAUUGAGUACCUAAAUAAACUAAAAUGUGCUCUGUGUAAGCUCCAACAUCUUGAUUUAUUGUAAAGAUUUAAAAAUAUAUAUAUAUAUA